AUGACGGAUGCUCAAGAAAUACAGGAUAAACCAACUGACGCAAUUCCGGCCAAUGCGUCUCAAAAGAAAGACGAAUCUCGUGAUGAAAUGCUUUCUCGGCACAGAAAGGAGAUAACACAGCUACAAAACAAAGAAAUUGAGAUGAAAAAGGCAGCAGCAAAAGGUAGCAAGGCGGAACAGAAAGCUAAGAAAAAGUUGGUUGAGGAAGAGAUCUCUCAACUAUCUGAGAAGCUAAAAGGAAAACAUUCUGAAGAACUUGCUUCUUUAGGUUAUAACAGUACUAAUGGAAAUGAGAGUAGCAAACUUGAUAGCUUGGUGAAGGCCGUAGCAGGGGUUUCUGUUACCAACCAGCCUGAACAUUCGAAGCCCAGCAAGAGUGCAAAGAGGCGGGGAAAAGAGCUCAGCAAGAAGCUGAAAGAGAACAAAGAAUACAAGAAGAGCAGAGCAACCUUUGAAAUAAAGCCUGAUGGGCACUGCCUCUACCGAGCUGUUGAAGAUCAGCUAGCGCUUCUUUCUGGAGGUUCAACUCCAUAUAAUUACCAAGAGCUUCGAAAAAUGGUGGCUGCCUAUAUGAGGGAAAAUUCAUCUGAUUUCCUCCCCUUUUUCCUGUCAGAUACUACGACUGAAGAAAACUCUGAGAAUUCACUCUCAGACAGAUUCGAGAAUUACUGUAAAGACGUUGAGUCUACAACAGCAUGGGGAGGGCAGCUGGAGCUUGGGGCUCUAACUCACUGCCUACGGAGGCAUAUCAAGGUAUUUUCAGGAUCCUUCCCUGAUGUUGAGAUGGGAAAGGAGUACAAAUCUGACGGUGGUGCUUGUUCAUCUAAUGCAAGUAUUAUGUUGUCAUACCAUAAGCAUGCAUUUGGGCUUGGGGAGCACUAUAAUUCUGUUGUUCCAAAUUUGGCCCAAUAG
This is a messenger RNA of Dovyalis caffra, 912 nucleotides long. The record is from the annotation of a GenBank genome assembly. Lineage: Eukaryota; Viridiplantae; Streptophyta; Magnoliopsida; Malpighiales; Salicaceae.